AUUGCUAUUAUUUUCUGGAUUCGUAUUGAUGACUUUGUUUGUUGCCUGGAUACCAAUUGAAACGGCAUGGAUUGUAGCGAUUUAAAUACUUUCGGCGACGACGACAUUAUUGAACCAUGCCGAACGUGCGGUAUUUAUUUUAUUUCCAACCAUGCAGUUAUACAGCCAAUAUUUACAAUGCCUGGUACCGGUGACAAAUCUAAUGGCUUCAUGAAAGAAAUAGUGGAGCAAUUGAAUGCCUGGAAUCUUGAGGUAGACAGGAACGACGGUCGGCCCCAGUACAUAUGCAUUGCGUGCAUUAAUGAAUUUCAGAAGGUGCUAAACUUUAAGCGCAGCUGCCUGGAUACACAGCAGCAAUUUGACGAAUUGGAUUGCAAGCGUGCGCACAAUGGGCUUGUGAUAAAAAAGGAAAUUGAUCCGCCCAGUGAAGAGACUAAAUACUGUGAGUUCAUUUAUAUAGACUCAGACGAAGAGGGUGGUAGCGAAGAGGAUGGCAGCAGACGUGUCUGUGCUCCUUUUGACAUACCCCACGUGCCCAUUAAGGAAGAGCAUACGGCUCGUGUCCCACAAGAGACGCAAUUUAAGCCAGCAGUGCCGUUAGUUAGUAAUUUGUCCGACGAGGCGACUUUUACAAAAGUCGAGCCCAAUGUGCUGGCCACUGCAAAUGGCUUCAACUCAGAAUUGUUCGAGAGCGCGACCCCACCAAAUGAGCAGCAAGAUAGCGAUGACGAUAUCAUUAAGUUUACCUAUGAAGAUGAUGAAGACGGCGCAGCGUUGGUGACGCUGCCAGCGCCAAUUGAGGAUCAGGGUGUCUAUUGCAAGCUAUGUGGACAUGCUUCAGCUACACAGGAACGACACAAUGAGCACAUGAGUCGCAUUCACAUGCUUAAGGAUUGCGAGUGCUACAUAUGCGGCAAGAAAUUCGCCAAUGCCCACGAAUCGCGGCUCAGGUUCCACAUGAAAUGGCACAAAUUACAGAAGCAUCUAAAGUGCCCGAUCUGCGGCUUCUUUUGCAAUUCCAAAGACACACUGAAAGAACACAAACUAGCAGUGCAUACCCGUUCCAAAUGUGAAUUCUGCGGCAAGACCAUGAAGCACAGACAGUUGCAGGCGCAUCUCAAUCGGCAUAUACAAGAUCACGAAGAAGAACUGGCGCGCAAAAUGAGUUUAAUGCAGGCAAUAGAAACGCCAGCCCCACCACAAUCGGAGGAUCUGAUACAAUGCGCCUUUUGCGUGAGCACAUUCAACGAUGCUGAAGAACUUCAGAAGCAUGUGCUGUCCACACAUCGAAUGGCCGCUGAGGAACUGCCCGCAUCGGCAGUUGAGUCAGAGCAUCUGCCAGCAAUUGAUACAUCUUCCACAUUAACCGGCGAAACAGAGUUACCAGAGUUGCCAACUGUUUGUAAGACUCCGAUACCAGAUGCAACCAAUAGUAGCCAAAGUUCAAGCAAUUCUAAUAGUGGACGUCAGGAGAAGUCGAUGUGCCAGUGCAGCAUUUGCGGAAAGCAGUUCGAUUUGAAAAUUAAACUUAAUCGACAUCUAAAGAUUCAUACUAAGUCACCAUUCUGA
Molecule: messenger RNA, 1569 nt
Organism: Drosophila arizonae
Lineage: Eukaryota; Metazoa; Arthropoda; Insecta; Diptera; Drosophilidae
Gene: E(var)3-9
Product: Enhancer of variegation 3-9
Biological process (GO): regulation of transcription by RNA polymerase II
Cellular component (GO): nucleus
Molecular function (GO): DNA-binding transcription factor activity, RNA polymerase II-specific; zinc ion binding; RNA polymerase II cis-regulatory region sequence-specific DNA binding
Source: RefSeq, a predicted model, not a curated record